AAAAAAAAAAAAAAAAAAAAAAAAAAAUUUCUCUGGCUCUCUCUCUAUUUUGCUUGCAGAGGACAAAAUCGUCGUCGGUCGCCCUCAAAACUCGACACCCCUUUUAAUUUCUCACAUAAAAACACAUACCUCUCUCUCUCUCUCUCUCUCGCUCGCUCUCUCUAUUGUUGUUGUUGUUGUUGUGUUGUAUAUACCUCACACAGUUUGUCUUCCAAUCCUCCUCGUCUGUGAUCAAUUUUUCUCUCUGCAUUCACUAAUGGUCUUGAGAUCUGUCUUCGUCUUGGCAUUCGUCUUCCUCCUUCAUUCGUUUCUCUCUCCAACCCUAGUAGGCAGAUCUAAUCUAAUGAUUGUCUCAUCUAGUGUGUGGAUUUGAAUUUGGAAGAAGCCCUGCCCUGCCCUGCCCUAGAGGAGAAUUGAAUUGGAUUGGAUUGAUUAACAAUCAUAAUAAUAAUAAUAAUACAAUGUCAUCAAUGAAGGGAAGGAGCAGGGUGUUCACGAUGGGGCUAGUGACGUCGUGGUACUCAUCAAACAUAGGGGUUUUGUUGCUGAACAAGUACUUGCUGAGCAACUAUGGGUUCAAGUACCCGAUCUUCCUAACGAUGUGCCACAUGACUGCUUGUUCUCUCCUCAGUUACAUCGCCAUUGCCUGGUUGAAGAUGGUCCCCAUGCAGACCAUCCGAUCUCGAGUCCAAUUCCUCAAGAUCUCCGCACUCAGCCUCGUCUUUUGUGCCUCUGUUGUUAGCGGUAACAUCUCUCUUCGCUUUCUCCCCGUCUCUUUCAAUCAGGCCAUUGGUGCCACCACCCCUUUCUUCACUGCCGUCUUCGCCUAUCUCAUUACCUUCAAGAGGGAGGCUUGGCUUACUUAUCUCACUCUCAUUCCUGUUGUUACUGGUGUCAUCAUCGCCAGCGGGGGUGAGCCAAGCUUCCAUCUUUUUGGAUUUCUAAUGUGUGUUGGUGCUACGGCUGCAAGGGCACUUAAAUCGGUGCUUCAAGGGAUUUUGCUCUCUUCUGAAGGGGAAAAGCUGAAUUCUAUGAACCUCCUCUUGUACAUGGCCCCAAUAGCUGUUGUGCUUCUACUUCCUGCAACACUCUUUAUGGAAGAAAAUGUAGUUGGUAUCACCCUAGCCCUUGCAAGAGAUGAUAUUUGGAUCAUCUGGUAUCUGCUAUUCAAUUCUGCCUUGGCAUAUUUUGUGAAUCUCACCAAUUUUUUGGUCACCAAGCACACCAGUGCUCUCACUCUGCAGGUCUGCCUCCCCUUCUCAGUUCUUGUGAUUCAAUGAGGUUUCAUGAUUGCUAUCAGUAGUUAUUACUUGUUUAAGAUUAGUUUCUUGAAUCAAAAUAAUUAGUCUUUGCACACUAAUCAGAGAAAGUUGGUAUUCGAUUGUAUGAAUUGUGAGAUCAUAGUAUUAGUAAUAUAUAUCUAGGAAUGCACUUCUACAGCCCUUCCUCUUAUAUGGUGGUCCCACACAUGUGAAGAGGGGAAGGCCGUGGAAUCAUGAUCAACUGGCUACACAUUUUACCCAAUUGAUGCUUGUUUCGAUUUGUUGAUGUUGCCAUAUUUUUUAUUUCCUUCAUAUGUAAUUCCUUUUGCUAUUUUAAUAUUUUUUUAAUGAUUAUUGAGUAGAUUGUUCUGUAAUAUUAAUACUGGAAAGGAAAUAUCAAAGGCUGUAUAGAACAUAUAUCCACCUUAGUUUGUAUAAUUAGAUUAGAAUGUGUGCACAGGCAAGUGAAACCCAACAGAGAUAAAUGUAUUUUUUAAUAUUCAUUAACAUAGUUAAUUUUCCACGUUCCCAUGUCUUGCUCUUGAAGACCUAACGGCCAUGUCAACUAACCAUGGCUGCAAGACAUCAAUGUGAGUAUGAAUUGUUGACCGCAUAUCUAAAAGGGCAAGUUAGGCUGAAAGGAGAGGAACCCUUUCAUUGCUUGCUAUUGACACGCUUUUCUUUUGGAAGAAAUUAUUAUGUGAUGAAUAAUCAAUGAGUAAAUCUUGCAUGUAGGAAUU
Camellia sinensis is the source of this 2002-nucleotide messenger RNA. The record is from RefSeq and is a predicted model, not a curated record. NCBI's taxonomy places the organism in Eukaryota, Viridiplantae, Streptophyta, Magnoliopsida, Ericales, Theaceae.